AUGGCAACAGGGGUACUGUGCGACAAGAAACUCCCUGUUCGACUGAAGUCGAAGAUCUACAGGACGGUUGUGCGUCCUAUUGCCCUUUACGGAUGCUGGCCGACGAAGAAAGCCUUGGAAAGAGUGCUGCACGCUAUGGAGAUGCGGAUGUUAAGGUGGACAAUAGGUGUAACGCUAAAAGAGAAAGUAUCCAACGACACUGUGCGCUCCAUCUUCGGCGUUGUCCCGAUAACUGAGAAGAUGAAGGAGACCCUACUGAAAUGGUUCGGUCACGUCUUGCGGCGAGAGGAAGAUUCUGUGGCCCAAACCGCACUGAAGCUCGACGUUUCAGGAGUGAGGCCGCGUGGGAGGCCAAAGAUUCGCUGGUUAGACCGUGUGAAGCUGGAUAUGAUAGAUGCACGUUUGUGUACGGCUGAUGCAAUGGAUAGAACCAAAUGGAAGACAAGAAGCAGAAAAGCGGACCCUGCAACAACGCGGGACAAACGCUAG
Molecule: messenger RNA, 489 nt
Organism: Necator americanus (New World hookworm)
Lineage: Eukaryota; Metazoa; Nematoda; Chromadorea; Rhabditida; Ancylostomatidae
Exons: 1
Coding region: 1-489 (162 amino acids)
Source: RefSeq, a predicted model, not a curated record